Messenger RNA from Didymosphaeria variabile, 1833 nucleotides. RefSeq lists its product as uncharacterized. The transcript has 3 exons. NCBI's taxonomy places the organism in Eukaryota, Fungi, Ascomycota, Dothideomycetes, Pleosporales, Didymosphaeriaceae. The coding region runs from base 1 to 1833 and encodes 610 amino acids. Gene Ontology annotation, molecular function: acetylpyruvate hydrolase activity. The record is from RefSeq and is a predicted model, not a curated record.
AUGGCUCCCACUGCCUCAGGAAAUACGAAGCAUCAACCCUCCAUACUUGCAGAGGACCCCUUCGCCAAUUAUGUCUCGUACCAGGACCCUGCGACAGAUAAGCCUCGCAUUGGUCACUACGAUCUCGGUAAAGAUACAAUACAACCUUUGAGCUUCUUAUCAGGCACACCCGUCUCAAACCUAUACCAAGUCAUCGAAGCUCAAACAAUUCACACCGAUAAAUCAGGUUCCCAUGUCGUCAAGUCAGGCGAGCCGCGUCCUGCCUCUUCAGUCAAGAUAUUGGCUCCCUUGACCGGUCGCGAUGUCCUCUGUGUAGGGAAGAAUUACGCCGAACAUGCCGUGGAAUUUAACUCCAGUGGUUUUGACAGCAGCGACAAGGUGGACCAGCCGUCGCAUCCCGUCAUCUUCACUAAAAGAUACACAUCCAUCAUCGGUCAUGGCGAAGAGAUCCUGCUGCACCCUGAGUUCACGCAGACAGUAGACUACGAGGGCGAGAUUGGGGUUAUCAUUGGGAAAGCAGGGUUCCGCAUCGAUGAGAAGGAUGCGUUGGAUCAUGUUUGGGGAUAUACGAUCAUUAAUGAUGUGACGGCUAGAGAGCGUCAACGGGACCACAAACAGUUCUACAUAGGGAAGAGUCCGGAUACCUUCUGUCCGAUGGGACCGAUCGCUGUGCCGGUUUCGAGAUUGGAAAAAGAUCUACGGGUCCAGACACGUGUUAAUGGCGAGCUGCGUCAAGACGCUACCACGAAAGACCUAAUCUUUCCUAUCCCAAUCCUGAUCAAGACAAUGUCGGAGGGUCAGACACUGUUUCCGGGAGAUGUGCUUGCCACUGGGACGCCCGCUGGAGUCGGAUUUGGACAAAAGCCGCCCGUCUAUCUCCAGCCCGGAGAUGAAAUCAACGUGUCUGUCACUGGUUUAGGAACUCUUACGAAUCGUGUGGCUUCUCUUUCCACACCCAACCGUACACUGGAACGCUGCCAGACCGCUACGUCUUCCUUCUUCAUUGCGAAUGCUACGAGAUUUCCACAUGAACGCUUAAUUAUGAUAAACGGAAAAGCGACGUACUACAGGGUACUCGGUAAAGAGGAUGGCCCUCCCAUCCUUUUUGUUCAUGGCCUCGGCGCAACCAGCGAGUAUUUCACGCCUUUGAUCAGCGCCAUGAAUCUCGGAAAGAAGUACAGGAUACACCUCUACGAUUUCGAAGGGCACGGCCUGUCACGUACGCAUCCACUCAGCAGAUUGAGCGUCCGAUCUUUAGCUUCAGAUCUGAACGGCAUCUUCGAACACGCCGAGAUGCCCGCCAACGCAACUCUCAUCGCCGACUCGAUGGGUUGCCUUAUAGCACUUCAGUUCGUUCUUUCACAUCCAGGCAAGAUCUCUAAGCUUAUCUUGUUAUCUCCGCCGCCGUCUCCCCUGCCGGAGGCACUUGGAAAGCGGCUGCACGAGAGAGCGGAAACAGUAAGAACACACGGGAUCUCCGCGAUCGUCGACUCUGCUGCUAGUUCCACAGAGGCAGACUCGCUCAUGAUGCUGAAGCCGCUCGCUCUGGCUGCGAGACGCAUAUCACUGCUGGGCCAGGAUGCUGAAGGCUAUGCUAAAGCUUGCAUGGCUUUUGGCAGGGCGACGAAGAAGUUAGGGGUUGACGACGCGGGUGCCGACAACGUUAGUACUACGAGUAAGGCUGCGAAGACUAACGUCCUGACUGUUGGGGAGAAGCGACUAGAUGGGACUGGUUUUGACUUGAAAAGCGUUUACGGGGAGGUGUUGGGUGAGGGGGAAAUGGACGAGGAAUAUGGAUGUGGGAGGGCACUGGGCGGUGUUCCAGGAUCUUGA